GGCGUAGAGGAACACAGUUUGUGUAUUUUGUGGCAACAAUCCAGUUUUGCCUAUUUUGAUUGCAUGUUUUGAAGGAUUCCAAUCAAAUUCUUUUCAACCCUAUGGGAAAAAGUGGGUUUGAAUUUGACUGAACUCUGGCUUAUUGCCAACAUACUGCCAUUUACUUCCACCUCGGACUUUACCAUAAGAUUGUAACCUUCUGUUUUGGUUUAUCUAAUCUCUUAAGACUGCAUUGCUGUAUACAUAUGAACAUUUUUUUCUGUCAUUUUUAAGGGCCAGCAAUAUACCAUGCUGUUUUAUAAAGUUUUAUAGGAAAAGGAGCAGUCCAUAUAUGUUAAAAGCUUACUAUCUGAAAUUGGCAAUGAGGAAGCAAUAUUUAGUGGGGAGUGUUAAGAAUAUUCAGCAUUUGCAGUAGGAGCCAGCUGAGGGCCAGCAUCACAUUCUUGAAACAAAGAAACAGCUCCCACUGGCAGGAAAUAUCUGGAGUGAGUACCUUUUAAAAGCUAGAAGCACAGGAGUCCCUCUCUUCGUGGUAUAGGGUGUGCACGCACAUGUGCCUGGAAGAUCUCAGAAGAUCAGCCCAACACAAUGCAGAUGUGAGCUCCGUUUGAGAAUUAUGGAUUUCAAUAGCUUGACUUUCAUCAUGAGUUCCGAGUUAAACGUCCCCGUAGACCCUCCUUCUUCUACCUGUUGUGCUGAGCCCACCGGCAAGGGCAUGGAUUACCGGGACUGGGUCCGUCGUAGCUACCUGGAGCUGGUCACCUCCAAUCAUCACUCUGUUCAGGCCCUUUCAUGGAGGAAAUUAUACUUGAGUCGAGCCAAGUUGAAAGCUUCCAGCCGGACCUCUGCUCUCCUCUCUGGAUUUGCCAUGGUAUGUUUUUCUCGCUGCUGGACUAUCACGAGUUUUCAGAUCUGUGAUCUGCGAUUAUUACUGUGGAACGGAGUUCCUUGAGAUCUUCACUAUGUU
Ahaetulla prasina is the source of this 967-nucleotide messenger RNA. Its product is annotated as protein orai-2-like. The transcript has 2 exons. The record is from RefSeq and is a predicted model, not a curated record. Bases 617 to 952 code for a protein of 111 amino acids. Gene Ontology annotation, cellular component: membrane. Gene Ontology annotation, molecular function: store-operated calcium channel activity. NCBI's taxonomy places the organism in Eukaryota, Metazoa, Chordata, Lepidosauria, Squamata, Colubridae. Gene Ontology annotation, biological process: store-operated calcium entry.